UAUUUACAAUAGCGAAAACGAGAUACGACUCGUGCGGAGCGAAUAUUUAAGUCAUGUAGAGAGUUUAAAUUGAGGAAUUACUGAGAAAAACACCUGGAACGUUUAUUAAUGACCACAGCAUUAAUCGUGACUGAUAAAUGAUAAAACAUUUCCAUCUCUUUUAUCGUUAGCUUUUCCUGUUCCUCGUUACGGCACUGGGCGUGGAUUAUUCCGAGUCAAAAGGGACGCGCGGCGACACAACAAUAACGACUUUGCUCAACAAGUGCCUUUUUGUUAUAUAAAAUAACAGGUGUGAAAGCGAGAAACGAAAUGUCUUGUUGCACCGGUGACAAGAAUGAGGAACGCGCCGAGCCCAUGCGGGUGCAAGGAUGCACGGAUGUUUUUUGGCUCUGCUUCUUUAUAGCAUUCUGGUUUCUCAUGAUCUUGAUUGCUGCCUUUGCCAUAGUCUAUGGUAAUCCUGUACGACUUAUAAAUGGAUAUGAUAGUUUUGGAAAUACAUGUGGAGUAAAGUAUAAUCCCAAAUUUGGUAGCAUGGAGCUUUCUGGGCAAGAUACCAGUGACAAGCCAUACUUAUUCUUCCUGGAUAUAAAUAAUGUUACACAGUCCUUAAAAAUUUGUGUGAAACAAUGUCCCGACAGAGUCUUGCGGACAAUGGACGAUAUUUGUACAUUUUACGAAGAAACGGGAUCACAAUUAUGCCACGACAGACCAGGCGGUGAUUUUAGCGCGUGUACCGGCCAGAGUAGCAAAUUCAAGAAUGGGUCUUGCCCCGAGAUGCCAGUUUAUCCUAGUACGCCCGUUUUAAAUCGCUGUAUUCCCAAGGCAGUCCAGGAUGUGGGCGAAACGAUAAUCUCGAAUUUAUAUGGCUUAAUCAAUUCUUGGGAUGUUAUUGAACAAGUUUUGGGAGACCUAUACAAAACUUGGAAGCAAAUUCUAGCAUUAUCUUUUCUUGCUUGUGUUUUAUCGAUCCUUACAAUAUCCAUCUUUCAUUUAUUGGCAAGUCUUGUGACAUGGAUUAUAAUUGUACUUGUAAGCAUUGCUUGCACAGCUGGUACAAUUCUUUUAUGGAUGACAUAUAUUGAUAUAAAGAAAACUUUGGACAAAACUGACCCAAAUGAACUUCUUGAAGAAUCUGUUCGAAAUGAAAGAGCGUUUCUUGCGUUUUCCAUUAUUGCUACUAUUAUUACUAUUAUUUUACUAUUUCUUUCACUCAUACUACGCAAACGUAUCAGCUUUAUGACAGCACUAUUCAAAGAGAGCGCAAAAUGCUUGAAAGAAUUACCCGGUUUAUUUUUCGAACCAGCCUUAACAUUUAUAUCUUUAAUCAUCUUUUUUACCUUUUGGGUAUUUAUAAUUCUUUGUCUUGCAACAGCUAAUUAUCCUGAGACAAAGUCAGUGCAAAUGUACAAAAACAAUAUAUUUAGUCGUUUGAAUUUAAGUUCAAUUGGUGAAAAUGCUCCACUAAUUGAAGAGAAAAAAAUAGACUUUUCUCUAGAGAGUUUCAAAACAGCAUUUACUCUUGUGGAAUAUGUUGAUGCAACUUGGGUAAAAUACAUGUGGUGGGUUUAUCUUAUUGGACUCAUAUGGGUAUCAGAAUUUAUUGUUGGAUGUCAAACCAUGGUAAUAUCGGGUUCUGUUGCCCAUUGGUACUUUAGAGGUAAAAAUGCCAGCAAAUCUCCAGUGUGUUUAUCUAUAGGGAAUUUGAUUUGUUAUCAUUUAGGCUCUGUAGCGUGUGGAUCAUUUUUGAUAACUAUUUUUAAAUUGCCCAGACUAAUUUUAACAUAUCUGCAUACCAAAUUUGAAAAGACUAAGGAAACAUCUCCAUGCUCCCAGUGUGGUUUGAAAUGUUGCAUUUGCUGUUUCUACUGUUUAGAGAAAUUUAUUCGAUAUAUGAAUCAAAAUGCAUACACUGUUGUUGCUAUAGAGGGUACCUAUUUUUGCGAUGCAGCUAAAACAGCCUUUACAACACUCGUCAAUAAUGCUCUGCAAGUAGCAGUAAUCAACGGAUUUGGCGAUUUUAUAUUGUUCUUGGGAAAGUGUUUCGUCACGGCUGCAACCGGAAUUGUCGCAUUGCUCUUGAUGAGACGAGAUCCUACUCUUCAUUUUUACGCUAUUCCGAUCUUUAUUGUUUGCGUUUUUUCAUUCUUUAUCGCUCAUUGUAUAAUUUCUCUUUACGAGACUGUCAUUGACACGCUAUUCUUGUGUAUAUGUGAGGAUAAAAACUUGAAUGGUGAUAAUGGAAAAUGGCGACAAUCUGCAUUAGCACAACUCGGAUCCUUCAGCAGCAACACAAACGGCCAACAGUCCCACGAAAUGACACCAAUAAAUGAAUAAGUAUUUAUAUGCAUAUUUUUUAUACAUCUUUAUUCGUACGUAUAUUUUUUUUAUAUUGUUGGAAUACUUAUUUUUGUGCAUUUUAUCACUUUACCUAAGACACUAAUGAGAAUUCAUUCCUUUUCACAAUAUCGUAUCAUUAUACAAAUAACUUUACAAAAAUUUAUCACGAGAAUUAUUUUUAGAAUGUUUUAAGAUGUUUAAUGUCUGUUAUGUGUGAUGAUAUAUAAUCAUUUAUAACAUAGUUUUUACAUACAACAAAACAUAAAUGAAUACUAUAAUAAUAAUAUUAUAUAUAAUGAUAUAUAUGUCA
Molecule: messenger RNA, 2647 nt
Organism: Nylanderia fulva
Lineage: Eukaryota; Metazoa; Arthropoda; Insecta; Hymenoptera; Formicidae
Source: RefSeq, a predicted model, not a curated record